AUACAACGAACACAACAAUUCCUAACCGAGAUCUGGAAGUGCAAUCACCGGCACAAACAAGCGCAGAGACACAGAGAGGAGAAACCGAAAAACAAUGCCCAGCUCCCUCCUCCUCCAAAAAUAGUUCGUAUCAAAACCGCACGAUUCCCCCUCCAAUUCCCAACGAACACCGGCUUACCGAUCGGGAUUCUGUUUUUCACUUUCCCCAAAACCAAUUCCCUCCCAACGAAACCCCCACAAAAAGAAAAUCGAUCGAUCGAUACCGCAUUCCCCAUUCCGAUCCUCCGUUCCCUCGAUUCCGAUCAUGGGUCUCCGAUCCCUGUUCCGUAGGAAGAAACCCACCUCCCCGUCGCCGCCGCCGGGGGCCUCCGCGGCGGCCACCCCGCUGGGGUCGCGGUCCUCGUCGAUGGGCCGCCGGUCCCAGAUCGAGGAGCUGGAGCAGGUGUUCCGGAAGUUCGACGCCAACGGGGACGGCAAGAUCUCCGCGUCGGAGCUGGGGUCCAUCAUGAGCAGCCUGGGCCACCCGGAGACGGAGGAGGAGCUGGCCAAGAUGGUCCGGGAGGUGGACUCCGACGGGGACGGGUUCAUCGACUUCGACGAGUUCGUGGAGCUGAACACCAAGGGGGUCGACCCGGCCGAGGCGAUGGAGAACCUGCGGGACGCGUUCUCCGUGUACGACAUUGACGGGGACGGGUCCAUCACCGCGGAGGAGCUGCACAAGGUGAUGCGGAGCCUCGGGGAGGAGAACUCGCUGGCGGAGUGCCGGAAAAUGAUCGGCGGCGUCGACAGCGACGGCGACGGCAUGAUCAGCUUCGAGGAGUUCAAGGUGAUGAUGAUGGUGGGCUCCCGCUACGACAGCACGUCCUCCGGCAAUACCCACAACAAUUAGCAG
Messenger RNA from Eucalyptus grandis, 892 nucleotides. Its product is annotated as probable calcium-binding protein CML25. The transcript has a single exon. Gene Ontology annotation, molecular function: calcium ion binding; enzyme regulator activity. The coding region runs from base 305 to 889 and encodes 194 amino acids. The record is from RefSeq and is a predicted model, not a curated record. NCBI's taxonomy places the organism in Eukaryota, Viridiplantae, Streptophyta, Magnoliopsida, Myrtales, Myrtaceae.